GCGAGUCGCCGACCUAUGUCUCUCGCCCGCACGGCCCGUUUGUGCUCUCACACAGAAGCAAAACGUCAUUGCUGCCCUCUCGGCUCUCCCAGUUCCCCACCCUGGUUUCCUUUCCUGGUGAAGCUUCCAGAGGGUAGGGAGGCAAACCAAAUUCGAUUCUCCUUCUUCUCAUCUCAGGUUGCCAGGUUGGACUCCAUGGCGGCGGCGCUCGCGGUGACGGACGAGGUGGCGCUGCCGAUCCGGGCGGUGGGGGAUCUGGCGGCUGCCGCCGAGGUCUCGCGGGAGGAGGUCGCCGUCAUCACCCAGUGCGCGGCGCUCGGUGGAAAGUUGCCUUUUGAGGAUGCAUCAGUUGGUGCGGUUCUUGCAGUCAUUAAAAACGUGGAAAGCUUGAGGGAGCAAUUGGUUGCUGAAAUCAGUCGGGUGCUGAAAGCUGGUGGAAGAGUAUUGGUGCAGAGCCCUGCACUCUCAUCCAGUCAGAAGCCAAACACUGAUAUUGAGCGCAAGUUACUGAUGGGAGGAUUUGCUGAAGUGCAAUCUUCUGCUGCAAACUCGCAGGAUAGCGUGCAAUCUGUUACAGUUAAGGCAAAGAAGGCUAGCUGGAGCAUGGGCUCUUCUUUUCCCCUCAAGAAAGCAACGAGGGCCCUUCCCAAGAUUCAAAUUGAUGAUGACUCUGAUCUGAUUGAUGAAGACAGCCUUUUGACUGAAGAGGACCUGAAGAAACCACAACUUCCAGUUGUCGGGGAUUGUGAAGUGGGGGCAGCAAAGAAAGCAUGCAAGAACUGUACUUGUGGCAGGGCUGAGGCUGAGGAGAAGGUUGGGAAGCUAGAGCUCACUGCAGAACAGAUCAAUAACCCUCAGUCAGCUUGUGGCAGUUGUGGGUUGGGCGAUGCCUUUAGAUGUGGAACCUGUCCUUACAGAGGUCUUCCACCAUUCAAGCCUGGCGAGAAGGUUUCCUUGUCUGGCAACUUCCUUGCUGCUGACAUAUGAUGGCAUCAUCAGAUACAUGCAAGUGAACAUCGGCAAAACGAGGAGAUAGGAAUACUUCUGUCAAUUUGUUCGUUCGUUUGGAUGCUACGUUGUUAGUUGAGGUCGAUGCUCACCGGUUUACGUUCAAAAAAAAUUGAUGCUCACCGGAAGAACUGCAUUUUAAAUAGCUUCUGUUAGCCAAUGCGAGCGUGCGUGUGACUUGUCUUUCGGAUAAUGUACUCGUGCCGAUUGUUUGAUACUACAAGACGGUGAUAUCCUACAUAUUUUCUCUCAAGUUGGCCAAGCGCGCCUCGACACAAACAAGUGUGCAUGUGUUGUCA
Sorghum bicolor (sorghum) is the source of this 1307-nucleotide messenger RNA. Its product is annotated as anamorsin homolog. Bases 16 to 987 code for a protein of 323 amino acids. NCBI's taxonomy places the organism in Eukaryota, Viridiplantae, Streptophyta, Magnoliopsida, Poales, Poaceae. Gene Ontology annotation, cellular component: cytoplasm. Gene Ontology annotation, biological process: iron-sulfur cluster assembly. Gene Ontology annotation, molecular function: iron-sulfur cluster binding; S-adenosylmethionine-dependent methyltransferase activity. The transcript has 8 exons. The record is from RefSeq and is a predicted model, not a curated record.